Dictyostelium discoideum AX4 is the source of this 5037-nucleotide messenger RNA. RefSeq names its product p21-activated protein kinase (gene pakD). Gene Ontology annotation, molecular function: protein serine kinase activity; protein serine/threonine kinase activity; ATP binding. The coding region runs from base 1 to 5037 and encodes 1678 amino acids. The record is from RefSeq and is a predicted model, not a curated record. NCBI's taxonomy places the organism in Eukaryota, Evosea, Eumycetozoa, Dictyosteliales, Dictyosteliaceae. The transcript has 2 exons. Gene Ontology annotation, biological process: negative chemotaxis; chemotaxis to cAMP.
AUGAGUAGAUUACAACCUCAACAACAACAAAGAGGUCGGUCAUCAUCAUUUAAAGAUAAUUUUCAAAUUCAAAAGCCAUUACAAUCAUUAACGCCAUCAGAACAACAACAACAACAACAACAACAACAACAACAACAACAACAACAACAACAACAACAACAACAACAACAACAACAAAAUAAUGCGAACAAUAAUAAUAAUAAUAAUAAUAAUAAAUUUAAUAACCAAUAUAUACAACAAAUGAAGAAUGUUGAAAAUGAUAUAAAAAAAUGGAUUGGAGAGAAAUGUAGUUCAUCAUUAUCCGAUGACUUUUUAGAGAAAGAUUUAAUGGAAUCAUUAUGUACAGGUACGAUAUUAUGUGUUUUAAUUAAUAUGAUUAAACAAGGUACGAUUCAAAAGAUUCAUUUACAACCAAAUUAUUUACAAAGAGUUGAAAACAUUAGAAAUUAUCUUAGAGCUUGUUGGUUAUUUGGAUUACAUUCGAAAUAUUUCUUUCCAAGUUCUUAUUUACUUAGUAUGACUAUUGAAAAUAAUGAUAAUUCUAAUUCAUCAAAAACAACUACAAAUAAUAAUAAUAAUAAUAAUAAUAAUAAUAAUAAUAAUAAUAAUAAUAAUAAUAAUAAUAAUAAUAAUAAUAAUAAUAGAGCUAUUAUCACAAGUCCAAAUAAAAAUGGGGGUGUUAAUACAAUGAUUGUAAAUUUAGAAUAUAAAGAAAAGAUCAUGAUAAAUUUAACAGAAUUAUGUAAAAUUUCAUUAAAAAUUAAAAAUUUUGGUAGUUUUUUACAAUUAUCAUCAUCAUCUUCUUCAACGCCACCUCCCCCAAUAAAUAAUAAUAAUAAUAAUAAUAAUAAUAACAAUAACAAUAAUAAUAAUAAUAAUGAUCUUUUAAUAAGCAAUAACAGUAGUAAUAUAUCUUCACCAAACUCAUUUUCCGAUUCACCAAUGGGAUUUUCAUCAUCUAUUAAUUCUAGCUCAAAUAAUUCAAAUUUAAAUACACCAAAUAAUUAUAAUAAUACAAAUAACAAUAACAAUAACAACAACAACAACAAUAAUAAUAAUAAUAAUAAUAUUAAUAAUCUAACACCACAAAUGAUUAUUUCUUCACCAACAUCGACAUCAUCAACUCCACCAUUACCACCAUGUGCAAAUAAUAUAAAUAAUAAUAAUUUAAAGAAAAGGACAAAAAUACCCAAAAAUAAUAAUAAUAAUAAUAAUAACAAUAACAAUAAUAAUAAUAAUAAUAAUAAUAAUAAUAAUAAUAAUAAUAAUAAUAAUAAUAAUAAUAAAAUUAUAAUAAAAAGAGAUUGUAAAAAAGUUUAUAGAAAAAGAAAAUCAUCAAAUUGUGAUAAUGAUGAUAAUGGUUCAAAUUCAGAUUCAGAUUCAUCAGAUUCAUCAGAUUCAUCAGAUUCAGAUUCGGAUUCAUUGUUAAGUAGUGAUGGUACACCAAUUAUUUUGUCACAAAGUAGUAAUCCAGAAUCUGUAUCAUUUAAAUCAUUUAUAAAGGAGAUAUUACAUUUAAAGAAUAUAAUAUCAAAACAAGAUAAAACUAUAACUUCUCAAAAACAAACCAUUGAAACAUUGGAAAAAGAUUUAGAAUUUCAAAAACAAUUAACAAAGAAAUUGUUGAGUUCACCAAUUGAUCUCUCUAAUUUCAUUGAAACCUCCUCUGACCCAAAUGGUGCUAUACCAGUAUCUAUACAAGCAUUCACUAGACAAAUUCAACAGAUUCAAACACUUCAACAACAAAAUCUAUCACUUGAAACUGAAUUAUCUAAAACCAAUGAACAUCUUUCAACUAAUAUAAGGAAAAAUUCAAAAUUAGAGAAUGAAGUAUUAUCAAUUGAAACAGAGUUAUUAAAUUUACGUAUGAAAUAUGCAAAUACUCUUUCAUCUUCAAAUUCAAAUGGAAAUAAUAAUAGCAAUAAUAAUAGUUUAGGUUGUAAUAAUAGUAUAAAUGGUAGUAGUAGUGGCGGUGGUGGUAAUAAUUCAUCUACUUCAAAAGGUACUUUAUCACGUACAAUUUCACAACCAUUUCCAUUAAGAAAAUCAAUUUCUCAUUCAAAUAUAAUAACCUCACCUGUCAAUUCACAUCAACAACAACAACAACAAAAUCAAUUAUCUCAAUCACAAACGACUUCACCAAAAAAUACUUCUGCAAGUUAUAAUAAUGGUAUUUUAAGUAAAUCUUCAAUUGUUAGUAAUACUAAUACUAAUAGUACAUAUAAAUUUGGUUCAUCUACUGGUAUAUUAAAAGUUUCUGCAACUCUUCAACAAAAACAACAACAACAACAGCAACAACAGAAUCAGCAACAACAACAGAAUCAGCAACAACAACAACAGAAUCAGCAACAACAGAAUCAACAACAACAGAAUCAACAAAAACAGAAUCAACAACAACAGAAUCAACAACAACAACAACAACAACAACAACAACAACAACAGAAUCAACAGCAGCAACAACAACAACAACAACAACAACAACAACAACAACAACAACAGAAUCAACAACAACAACAAAAUAAUCAAUUAUCACAAUCACAACAAUUACAACAACAACAAAAUCAACAAAUAAACAAUUUAAUAGAUUCACCAUUAAUAAUUUCAAAUUCAUCAAAUCAACAAAUUGAAUCAGAAUCAAUUGAAUCAGAUUCAGAUUAUGAUAAAGAUAUGGUAGAUUUUGGUAAAAAGAUAGUAUCAGCGUUAAUAUCAUCAAGUAAUCAUGUUGAAAUGAGUGAAAUUUAUAAAAUGAAUGAUAUACUGACAAAUGAAACAUCAAGAAGACAAAUUUGUAUAGUAUUGGAAGAGGAGACAAAAAUCAAUCAAUUAAAAUUACCAAUGAAUGAAAAUUCAUUCGAAGUUACACUUUAUCUUGUAAAUACAAUACUACAAUGUAUACACGAAGCACCAAGUAAAGAUUAUUUUAGUUUAAAGUUAAUAAUGGAAAGUAGUAGAAUACUUAAUAGAAAAAAAGUUAAUGGCUCUUGUGAAUUCAUUCAAGAGUUUAUAAAAGAUCAUCCAACUUGGAAAGAUAUUAAAUUUUGGGAAGAACAAUAUUGGGAUGAAUUAAUUAUAAAACAUCAACAAUUUAGUGGUAGUGGUAGUAGUAGUAGUAGUAAUACAGGUGGUUCAAUUGUAACAACAAUGACAACAACAACAACUGUAACAAGUGCAAUUACCUCUUCAUCAUCUACUACUAGUGAUGAUUUUGAUGUUGAUUAUACUGAAUUGGUUAAUACACUUUUGAUAUCAUAUGUAUAUAAUUUAGCAAGUUGGGGAUUAUCAAAGAGUGAUGUUAAAGAAUUUACAAUUUCAAUGUCAAAGAAAUCAUUCUUAAAAUCGAAUGAAUUGGAGAAACUUAUAGAGCAAGUAACUUCAACGGUUGAAUUAUCAUUUACCUCGGAUCAUAAUGUUUGUAAAGGACCACAUUCAUUCGUUUUGAAAAGUUUUAGAAUCAUAUCGGAAUGUAAUUAUUGUAGACAAUAUAUUUGGGGUGUUAGAGGUAUCGUUGCACGUGAAGCAUUUGAAUGUGUUGGAUGUAAAUAUAAAACUCAUAAGAAAUGUUUGAAAGAGGCAUCUGAAAAAACAUUUUGUUCAUCACCAAAUGUUGGUGCACCAUUCAAUGUUAAACAUGAAAUGCAUGUUGGUCUUGCAAUUCAAGGUUUACCCUCUGGUUGGCGUACUCUCUUACUUCAAUCUGGUUUUCAAGAUUAUGAAAUUCAACAACAUCAAGAAGAUGUAUUAGAUGUUUUAGAAUUUCAUCAUGUUUAUAAUGAAAAACAACAAAAUUCAAUUAAAUUAUUAACAAAUAAUAGUAAUAAUAAUAAUAAUAAUAAUAAUAGUAAUAAUAAUUUACAACAACAACAACAACAAAACCAACAAUUAAAACAAAAAUUAAAUAUAACUAAUAAUCAACAAAAUAAUACAAUAAUAAAUAUUAAUAUAACUUCACCUUCAAUUAGUGUUAAUAAUAAUACAUAUAAUAAUAAUAAUAAUAAUAACAAUAAUAAUGAAAUAAAUCCAUCAUCACCAAAUAAUAAUAAUAAUUAUUAUGAUUCAUUAUUAGAAAUUGAAGAACCAUCAUUUACAUUAAAAGAUUUAGUUUCAUUAGAAAAUCCUAUUGAUUUAUAUAAAGUAAGGGAGGUUGUUGGUGGUGGAUCAACAGGAAAAGUUUAUGUUGGUGAAAAUUCAAUAACUGGCGAAAAGGUAGCAAUUAAAAAGAUGAAAGUAGAUAAUAAUAAUAUUAAAAAUAUAAUUAAUGAAAUUAGUACAAUGAAAAAUUCAAAACAUAAAAAUGUAAUUAAAUAUGUUAGUUCACAUUUAGUUAUAAAUCAUAUUUGGUUAAUUAUGGAAUAUAUGUCUUAUGGUUCAUUAACUGAUUUAAUUAGUAACUGUAUAAAUAUUCAAUGUAAUGGUAAUAAUCAACAACAACAACAACAACAACAACAACAACAAACUUAUUUUAUUGAAUCACAUAUUGCAUAUAUUUGUCAACAAGUUUUACAAGGUAUGGACUAUAUUCAUAAAGGUCAUAGAACUCAUAGGGAUAUAAAGAGUGAUAAUAUUUUAUUGGGUAAAGAUGGAAGUGUAAAAAUUGCAGAUUUUGGUUUCGUUGCAAAUUUAACUAGAAAGAAACUUCAAAGAAAUAGUGUUGUUGGUACACCCUAUUUUAUGGCACCAGAAUUAAUCAGAGGUAAUCAAUAUAAUCAUAAGGUUGAUAUUUGGAGUUUAGGUAUUUUAGCAAGAGAAUUAUCAGAAGGUGAACCACCCUAUGCAAAAUAUCCACCAGUUAGAGCAUUAUUUUUAUUAACUUUAGAAGGUGUACCAGAUUUUAAAGAACCAAAUAAAUGGUCAUCUGAUUUCAUCGAAUUUGUUAAUCUAUGUUUAAAUUUAGAUGAUAAAAGAAGACCUGAUGCUCAUUACCUUUUAAGACAUCCUUUCUUAAAAAAAGCUUGUUCUUCAAGAGAAUUUGCUGAUAAAGUUGAAGAAAUUUAUAAUACUCGUAAAAAUCAAUUCUCUGAUAUUAAUUUUAAUUUUUAA